This is a messenger RNA of Zootoca vivipara (common lizard), 6155 nucleotides long. It is a transcript of the gene PTCHD1, whose product is annotated as patched domain containing 1. The record is from RefSeq and is a predicted model, not a curated record. NCBI's taxonomy places the organism in Eukaryota, Metazoa, Chordata, Lepidosauria, Squamata, Lacertidae. Gene Ontology annotation, biological process: cognition; chemical synaptic transmission. Gene Ontology annotation, cellular component: synapse; plasma membrane.
GCUCCGGGCAAAGGGUUAAGGGCACCGGCUUCGCGGUGGCUUCACGUUCUUAAUGGGCAUGUGCGCAGCAUUCGCACAUGCCCAUUUAGGCUGGAGACUGGGCAGUUUCUGCUCUCGCACAGAGAAGAGCGUCGAAGCAGCAAAGCGCGGAGAGAGAGAGAGACGGAGAGAUCGAGGCAGGCAGAGUCAGCGAGAGGGAAAAGGAGCCAGAGAGAGGAGAGCGGGGACGCCAGCGAAGAGGGAGCUGGAGGAAUUGCCCAGACGUCUCUGGCUCCUGGCACCGAGAACCAGCGGAUCCCUUCGCUAUGCGCUGACAAAGAGAGAAGAGGCGGCAGCUUGACACCAAUGAAAUACACAAAACUGUAUCUCUGCGCUGAUCCGGGUCGCGAAGCCAUGAGGGAGCCGUUCGCCCCGGCGGGGAGCAACCCUCUCCCGAGCGCGCUUCUUCGGGGACUCCUUCAGAGGUGAGCCGGGAAACUUUGCCAUGCGCCACGUCGGUCCCAGCUCCGCGCCCGGCUCCCCUCGUUCCCUGGGCGAUCCCCUGAGGCGGGUGGGCAGCUCUUUCGCUCGGACCCCACAAGCCGGCGGCGCCGACAUGGAUCUGACCUGAAGUAGCCUCGGGUCCCCAACAAAGCAAAACAAAAACCAAGUGCGGGAUCCAGUCCUCGGAGCAGAAAACCCCGAGGCAGGCACGAAGAAGGGAGGGAGCCACCCACCUCCCUCUAUGUGUUAAGAUGAGGAGGAGGAUUCGUCCCUGGUGAUUCGCAGUCGGCUUCCAGCUAAGUUACCUAUAAAGGUUAUUUUAAAUUAGUAUUAUUUAAAGAAAACCCUCCCCGGGAGGCUGUUUCCUGUAUUGGUUGUGUUUCAAGCACCCCUCGGAUCCUUGAGUCGCGUGAGAAAGCCGGCGGAGAAGGGGGCGAGGAAGCGCUGCUUUGCCUAGCCGCCUGCUCAGAGCCACCUGGGCAUUGGCUAGUCAUUUGUUAAAGCUCAACAACUGUCAUGAAAAAGCCGCGGAGGAAACUGCCCCUGAACUCGCUCGCAAGUGGCGGCAGCAGCAGCAGCAGCGUGUGCUUUGAAACGGCGAGUUUCUCCCCCUGGGGCUUUUGGACUGAGGAAGAGGCGAGUCUCUUUCCUGUCAUCGUUUAGAGACGCGGGUGGGGGAGGAAACCCAUUCAUUCAGUUCUGCAGGUGUGUAAUCAGCCGGAGCCCCACGAUCUCCUGUGGAUCUACAACCGAGCAGCAGCAGCAACAACAACAAAUCCCAGCACACCUCCCAAAGGAUCAGGUGUCCAGGCUUCUGCGUGCGAAAUUUAUUAUUAUUAUUAAUAUAUAUCUCCCUCCCCCAUCCCUGCCCCCCACCAUCUCCCUUCAAGCCGGGGAGCGGGAGCUCCACUGAGAUUAGUCAGCAAGUGUGUCAAACCCCCAUUUCGAUCUACACACACACACACACCCCUCUCCUGGACCAACAAACAAAAACACCCCCUCUAAAAAAAAGAGGCACCCACCCACUUGGCUGGCAGAAAGCGCAACCACCCUCAAAAGAAACAAAGAGGUGUUGCCACCCAUCCGAUCUGGGUCUCCUUCCUUUAUCCCCACUUCUGGGUGUUGCUUCCUCGGCGCCGUUGCCCUUUUCCCUGGAGAGUCUUUGUUGCUGUUUAAAGUCAGACAAUGAGGCGCCGGGAAACUCCCCUCGGCAGCCUCCUAGACGGAGGCAAGCGGCUCUAGCGCCCGCCGUGCGCAGAGAGGCUGGCGGGGAGCGAGAGGCAGAGUUGCCUGCCUGGCCGGCCCCUUUCCGCCCGGAGGGGCAGCUGCCGCCGCCGCCGCCUGCCUGGGCUCCCCGAUGGUUUUGUCUGGGCUCUGGCAGAGCCUCCGAUCCCGUCGCGCGCGCCUCGCCCUCCUGCGCUGCUUCUGCACUAGGAUGUUGCGGCAGGUCUUGCACAGGGGGCUGAGAACGUCUUUCGCCAGACUCGGCCACUUCAUCGCCAGCCACCCGGUCUUCUUCGCCUCCGCGCCCGUGCUCAUCUCCAUCUUGCUGGGCGCCAGCUUCAGCAGGUACCAGAUCGAAGAGAGUGUCGAGCACCUGCUGGCGCCCAAGCACAGCUUGGCCAAGAUCGAGAGGAACCUGGUCAACAGCCUCUUCCCCGUCAAUCGGUCCAAGCACCGGCUCUACUCCGACCUGCAUACCCCGGGCAGGUACGGAAGGGUCAUCAUCACCUCCUUCGUGAAGGCGAACAUGCUGGACCAACACCACACCGAGCUGAUCUUAAAGUUGCACUCUGCUGUGACCAGGAUCCAAGUACAAAGACCUGGUUUCAAUUACACAUUUGCCCAUAUCUGCAUCCUAAAUAACGACAAGUCUUGCAUCGUGGAUGACAUUGUGCACGUCCUGAAGGAACUGAAGGCUGCUCGCUCGUCUAAUCAAACUAAUUUUGCUAUCACGUAUCCGAUCACACACUUAAAAGAUGGCAGGGAAGUGUACAAUGGGCACCAACUUGGGGGCAUCACUGUGCACAGCAAGGACCGGGUGAAGUCUGCCGAAGCCGUGCAGCUCACCUACUAUUUGCAGGCAAUCAACUCCCUGAACGACAUGGUGGCGGAGAAAUGGGAAUCCAACUUUUGCGACACGGUCAAACUGUUCCAGAAAUCCAACCAGAACGUCACGAUGUAUCCCCUAACUUCAUCAUCGCUUCAAGAAGACUUCCAAGAGACAAGUAGGGUGUCGGAACGCUACCUGAUGACAAGCCUGGCCCUCGUUGUAACCUUGGCUACGCUCUGCUGUUCCAUGCAAGACUGUGUCCGCAGCAAGCCCUGGCUUGGCCUCCUUGGGUUGUUAACUGUGAGUUUGGCCACUCUCACUGCAGCUGGAAUCAUUAACCUGACUGGUGGGAAAUACAAUUCUACCUUCCUGGGGAUUCCCUUCAUUGUGUUAGGGCAUGGAUUAUAUGGAACUUUUGAAAUGUUGUCCUCCUGGAGGAGAACGAGGGAAGACCAACACGUGAAAGAGAGAACUGCUGCUGUGUUUGCAGACUCCAUGCUCUCCUUUUCUCUCACCACUGCCAUGUACCUGGUCACUUUUGGGAUAGGUGCCAGCCCCUUCACUAACAUUGAAGCAGCCAGGCUCUUCUGCUGCAAUUCCUGUAUUGCAAUUUUCUUCAACUACCUCUAUGUACUCUCCUUUUAUGGUUCCAGCCUCGUGUUUACUGGCUACAUAGAAAACAACUACCAGCAUAGUAUCUUCUGCAGAAAGGUACCAAAGCCAGACGUCUUGCAAGAGAAGCCUGCCUGGUAUAGGUUUCUUCUGACAGCCAAAUUCAGUGAGGACACGGCAGAGUCAGAGGAGACAAACAGCUAUGAAAGCCACCUCUUGGUGUGUUUCCUCAAGCGUUAUUACUGUGACUGGAUAACGAACACGUAUGUCAAGCCUUUUGUAGUUCUCUUUUACCUUAUUUAUAUUUCCUUUGCCUUAAUGGGCUACCUGCAGGUCAACGAAGAGUCGGACAUUACUAACAUUGUAGCAACUGCGACACGAACCAUGGAGUAUACUGCUGCUCAGCAGAAAUACUUCAGUAAUUACAGUCCAGUCAUUGGGUUUUAUAUCUACGAAUCCAUCGAAUACUGGAACAUGACCGUCCAAGAUGACAUGCUAGAGUACACCAAGGGGUUUGUGAGGAUAUCGUGGUUUGAAAGCUACUUAAAUUACCUUAGAAAACUCAACAUAUCAACGGGUUUACCCAAAAAGAAUUUCACAGAUAUGCUGAGGAACUCCUUUCUGAAAGCGCCCCCGUUUGCCCAUUUUUCAGAGGAUAUCAUUUUCUCCAAGAAGUACAACAACGAAGUCGACAUUGUGGCCUCUCGAAUGUUCUUGGUGGCCAAGACCAUGGACACCAAACGGGAAGAGCUUUACCAUCUCUUGGAAACCUUAAGAAAGCUCUCCCUCAAAUCCAAGGUCAAGUUCAUUGUCUUCAACCCUUCGUUUGUCUACAUGGAUCGUUACGCCUCCUAUGUGGGGGCCCCCUUGCAGAACUCCUGUAUCAGUGCUUUAUUCCUCCUCUUCUUCUCUGCGUUCCUGGUGGCAGACUCUCUCAUCAAUGUGUGGCUCACGAUCACUGUUGCCUCAGUCGAAUUUGGAGUUAUAGGUUUUAUGACCUUGUGGAAAGUAGAGCUGGACUGCAUUUCUGUGCUGUGCUUAAUUUAUGGGAUUAAUUAUACUGUUGACAACUGUGCACCUCUCUUGUCAACGUUCGUCCUGGGCAAAGAUUUCACGAGAACUAAAUGGGUGAAGAAUGCCCUGGAGGUGCAUGGGGUAGCUAUUUUACAGAGCUACCUCUGCUACAUUGUUGGUCUGAUUCCUCUCGCAGCUGUGCCUUCAAAUCUGACCCGUACACUGUUCAGGUGCUUGUUUUUGAUAGCAUUAGUCACCUUCUUUCAUUGCUUUGCCAUUUUACCUGUGAUACUGACUUUUCUGCCACCAUCCAAGAAAAAGAGGAAAGAGAAGAAAACUCCUGAGAACCGGGAGGAAAUAGAAUGUGUUGAAAUGGUGGAUAUGGAUAGCACCCGAGUGGUUGACCAAAUUACAACAGUCUGACUUAGUUGGUUUGUUUUUCUUUUUAAAAACAAAACAAAACAAAACAAAAAAGCCACCCUAGAUCUUACCAAGAGAUGAAAAUCAUAUUGAUUAUAUAAACAAUGGUGUUUGGAUGUCUGUUUUCAAAUUAAAACCAGUAGCAUCCAAAGCAGUGUGUGAAGGGGAAAAAAAUAGCUAUACAUUGAUUGGCCUUCACAUAAAAAGUACAGUGAAAUUUACAUUCACCCAAUACAAAGAGAGUGUCAGUUUGGGUUGCUGCCUGAGAUAAGAGAGUAGUAGAGUUGGGUUGGUGACUAAAUAGCAUACUGCUUGUGUUUGUCCUGCAGAUGUUCCUGCCCUUGUGGCAAAAUCCCAGCACAUUGAAAGGUCAACUGUCAAGGCUGAAGGAGCAGUUAAGUGUACGUUUUGGACAUCAAGGCUAUAGGAAACUUUCAAUACAGCAAUAACUCAAGUCAGUGAGUCAGCUAUUAUGGAUCUUAGCCAUCACAUCUAACUUCCCUUUUUGUUGCUUCCUCUCCCACUCCCUCCACCGCCUUUUCUGAAUGGAAAUGCAUAUGCAAGUUUGUUAAACAACAACAACCACAAAAGGCCAAGAAGAUUUUUUAUAUAUAAAAAAAAUACAUACGCAAGGGUAAAAUACAGCAAUCACUGUCAAUGUAGGGUCAUGUUGCACUUGCCUUCUUUUCUGAAUCAAGAGAUGUUUUAAAAUGUAAUCAACCCCCAGUAUAUUUUUUUAAUAUAACAUAAUUUUGUAGCAUUUCUUUUUUUUCUUUUUAAAGAAAACAGGGGAAUAAUGAUAUGUAUACAACACAGAGACAAUUCUUGUUCUCUGAUCCAGCUCCGCUUUCUGAAUGUGUUUGUCUCAUUUAGGAGACCUGGUUUACUGAUGCUAUAUUUUGUAGCACUCUCUUAAAUAUGCUAGGGGGUCUAGUGGCAGAAUAGAGAAAGGGUCUAUUAAGAACUUCACCACCAAAAUCCAUGAAAUAAGCCUCCGAUGCCUAAAUUUCACCAAGCAAAUGUGAAUGUUAGGGCUCUUUUUAAAAUAUGAGCCUUCACUCCAGGCCAUUCACUAGUAAUACACGUGAUGAGGUUCAAUGAGCAGCUUUACGUAACAUGUAAUGUGGGCUACGGCCCUCUGUCAGUAAUUUCCAUUUCAGUAAUCUCGACUGUAGACCAUGAGUCACGGAAAUUAGGGGGGCCACUUUCAAAGAAGUGGCUUUUGAACUCUCAGUAUUGCAUCAAGUUUAUGUUAAGAGCAGAUGUCCUGAUAAUAAUGGAAAACAAUGGACACCACCCCUGCCCUUAAUAAAUAAAUAAAUGUUUGAUACAGAAAACUAGAGGCAGGUGGAAACCAAUUUAACAGAUAAAUUAUUAUUGCAAUGAUCUAUGCCAGAGGAGUUUUUAAGAUAUUCCUGUCUCUUUCCUUAUCUUAGCUAAAGCAAUGCUACUGCCCCUUACAAGCUUUAAUGAAAGUGUUAGAAACCAAAUCUUACAAUGCUGCUUUAGCUUCCAUGCCACAGGAAAAUAUCCUGUGGAUAGUAACCUGCAGGCCACCCCCACCCACCCCAGU